AUGACUGGUUCAGCCAAUACCAAGUUUCUGCAAGAGCUGUUGCUGUACGCAGCUAGGGCGGCGCUGAGUUACUGGGUAUUGGUCACCGGACUCCGAUACCUUGACCCUAACCGUGAAUCAACCAAGAAAGCUCUUGAGCAAAAGAAACAGAUUGCCAAACGUCUUGGUCGCCCCCUCAUUCAAACCAAUCCCUAUGAGGAUGUGAUAGCCUGUGAUGUUAUAAACCCCGACCAUAUUGAUGUGGAAUUUGACUCCAUUGGGGGACUGGAAACCAUUAAACAAGCUUUGUUUGAGCUUGUUAUUCUACCGUUGAAACGGCCUGACUUGUUUUCGCAUGGCAAGCUUCUUGGACCACAGAAGGGGGUUUUGUUGUAUGGACCCCCUGGCACUGGGAAAACCAUGCUUGCAAAAGCUAUUGCCAAGGAGUCUGGAGCUGUGUUCAUUAAUGUGAAGAUAUCUAACCUCAUGAGCAAAUGGUUUGGGGAUGCCCAGAAGCUUGUGUCUGCUGUAUUUAGCUUGGCUGAUAAGCUUCAGCCUGCCAUCAUAUUCAUUGAUGAAGUUGACAGUUUUUUGGGUCAACGCCGUUCAUCAGAUCACGAGGCUAUGCUAAACAUGAAAACUGAGUUCAUGGCUCUAUGGGACGGAUUCACCACCAACAAGAAUGCUCGAGUUAUGGUACUUGCAGCGACUAAUCGCCCUUCAGAACUUGACGAAGCAAUACUCCGUCGACUUCCUCAAGCUUUUGAAAUUGGAUUUCCAAGCCGGGGAGAGAGGGCUGAGAUACUGAAGGUUAUCUUAAAGGAAGAAAGGAUUGAAAACAACAUAGACUUUGAUCGUAUAGCGGGAUUAUGCACGGGUUACACCGGUUCAGAUCUAUUUGAUCUUUGCAAGAAGGCUGCAUAUUUCCCUGUUAGAGAACUACUGGAUAAUGAAAAGAGAGGGGAACAAACUCAUGAACCUAGACCAUUAUCACAGAUAGAUUUGGAGAGGGCCCUUGCCACUUCCCAGAAGACAACGGUUGCUGCAAAUGAAUACGAAAGAAUGAACCAACAGUCAUCGUCAAGACGGCCGUUUCCCGGUGAGAGUGACUAUGAUGUCCAAGCUGCAAUCAAGGAAAUCUCUAAGCUUAUGGGCUCUCACAUGAUUAACCUCCAAUUAGAUUCCCAGGAUGCUUAA
Molecule: messenger RNA, 1176 nt
Organism: Lathyrus sativus (Indian pea)
Lineage: Eukaryota; Viridiplantae; Streptophyta; Magnoliopsida; Fabales; Fabaceae
Source: the annotation of a GenBank genome assembly